Racocetra fulgida is the source of this 1616-nucleotide messenger RNA. The record is from the annotation of a GenBank genome assembly. Lineage: Eukaryota; Fungi; Glomeromycota; Glomeromycetes; Diversisporales; Gigasporaceae.
AAGAGAAAUAUGAACUCAUAACAAGAAACCUUCAGGAAGUAUUGGGGGAGGAAGAAAUUUUAAAUAUUUUAAAGGAAAGAGAUUUAAAACUCUACUGGGGCACAGCUCCUACCGGAAAGCCACAUAUUGGUUAUUUUGUUCCAAUGUCAAAAAUUGCUGACUUUCUAUCCGCUGGAGUUGAGGUCGUUAUUCUUUUAGCUGAUAUUCAUGCGUUUCUUGACAAUAUGAAAGCUCCUUUGGAUCUUGUAAAACAUCGAACAAAAUAUUAUGAAGUGCUUAUUAAAACUGUUCUUGAAUCAAUUGGUGUACCUAUCGAAAAAUUGAAAUUUGUUGUUGGUUCUACCUACCAACUUUCUACUGAAUAUAGCAUGGAUAAUUACAGAUUGUGUGCUACGGUAACUGAACAUGAUGCAAAAAAAGCUGGUGCUGAGGUGGUCAAGCAAGUCGAAUCUCCCUUAUUAUCAGGGUUGUUAUACCCAGGAUUACAAGCAUUGGAUGAAGAAUAUUUAAAAGUUGAUGCUCAAUUUGGUGGUGUUGACCAAAGAAAAAUUUUCGUAUUUGCUGAAAAAUACUUGCCUCAUCUUGGAUAUAAAAAGCGUGCUCAUCUUAUGAAUCCUAUGGUUCCCGGUCUUGCUGGUUCAAAAAUGUCUUCCUCUGAUCCUGAUUCAAAGAUUGAUCUUCUUGAUGAUGAGGCUACAGUAACACGUAAAUUGAAAAAAGCUUUUUGUGAGGAGGGUAAUGUGACCGAUAAUGGUAUUCUUUCCUUUAUAAAAUCGGUCUUGUUUCCACUUGGUUCGCUUAAUGGUCAAACUCCAAAAUUCAUUAUUAAUCGUCCUGAAAAAUUUGGUGGUCAAGUUGUCUAUACGGAUUAUCAAUCAUUAGAAGAUGAUUUUCGUGAUAAAAAAGUUCAUCCUGGCGAUUUAAAAAGCGCGGCUACAAAUGCUAUUAAUAAAUUAUUGGAUCCUAUUAGGAAAAGGUGGGCAUCUGAUCCUGAACUACCAAAGUUAACCAGCCAAGCAUAUCCAGAGCCAGGUAGCAAAAUAACAAAAAAGAAAGAAUCAAAGAAACAUAACCAACCACCUCCUAAAGUUCCUAAAACUCCUACUGAAUUGCCUGUGGAUAUUUCAAGGAUCGGUGAUUAUUUUAAAAUUUAUGCAGAAAAUCAUCCGAAAAAUGCCAAAUCUUAUGUAUCAACUGUUGAUGUUGGUGACGCAUCUGGUAACCCACGAACUGUAGUUUCAGGUCUUGCUGCUCAUAUUCCAUUGGAACAACUCCAAGGUCGUUAUGUUGUUGCUGUAUGUAAUCUAAAACCUGCAAAAUUGCAAGGCAUUGAAUCUCAAGCCAUGCUUCUCGCUGCUUCUUCGCCAGAUGGCAGUCAAAUUGAAUUGUUAGAUCCACCUACGGAAUCUGAUAUUGGUGAACAAGUUAUUUGGAAAGGAUAUGAGCCUGCAAAAAGGGAUGCUGAAAUAUUAAAUCCUAAACAUAAAGUAUUUGAUCAAGUUGCUGAAUGGCUUCGAGUAAAUGAAGAGGGUGUGGCUUUAUACAAAGAUGUUCCUUUUGAGACUAGCAAAGGUGUUGUGACAGUGAAAACUUUAAAAGAAGGCACUAUUCGAUAG